Drosophila pseudoobscura is the source of this 866-nucleotide messenger RNA. RefSeq names its product GTP-binding nuclear protein Ran-like. The transcript has 2 exons. The coding region runs from base 183 to 770 and encodes 195 amino acids. Gene Ontology annotation, molecular function: GTPase activity; GTP binding. Lineage: Eukaryota; Metazoa; Arthropoda; Insecta; Diptera; Drosophilidae. The record is from RefSeq and is a predicted model, not a curated record. Gene Ontology annotation, biological process: protein import into nucleus; ribosomal subunit export from nucleus. Gene Ontology annotation, cellular component: nucleus; cytoplasm.
CAAGCAACAGGGCCUUGCCAUAUGGAAAAUCUGACAUUUCGUUCAGUUAGAAGUUUUUAUUGUCACGCUGUCACGCAUUAUUCCAAAUUAUUCCUUUUCCCGGGAAAUCUGAGCAGUAAAUAGGACCUGUGGUGCCUCAAGAGGACAUUCGGCAGAGCCCCCAAGCCAGAGAACUGACUGAAAUGAAUAGGAACAUGCCACGGUUUAACUGCGCGAUUCUUGGCGAUAGAGGCACUGGCAAAACGUCCUUCAUCAACCGCCACCUGAGUGGGGAGUUCAGCGACGGCGGUGCUGCAGCGGAACGCGAAAGCCACGAGCUUGUCUUCCACACCAAUCGCGGCCCCAUGUGCUUCGUGGUGUGGGAGACCCACGGCGAGCUGAAGGGGAAGCCGGAGUGCGCCAUAGUCCUGUUCGACGUCACUUCGAAGACGUCGUGCAAAAACGUUGUCGAAUGGAAAACGGCUUUCGCCAAGGCCAGCCGUUUCCAAGGAGCCGUGAUCGUCUGCGGAAAUAAGGUGGACCUGCAGCAUCGCUACGGCCAAGGCCCCGAGUUCAGAAAUGGCCGCUACGAUAUAUCGGUGAAGAAGGACUACAAUUUGGGGAAGCCCUUCCUGUGGCUGGCGCGCAGCCUCGUUGGCGAUCCACAACUGAGGUUUGUGCCCCAACCAGCCCCCCCGCCGCCACAGCCGCCACUGGACGACGCCGCCAAGCGGGAGAUGGAUUUUAACUUGAUAGUCGCGGAGAUAGUACCCCUUCCAGGCAGCGUUUAACCAUCAAUAGACACAAGCCAAAGCCCUCCAAAAGCCAACAAAGAAACAGAUCCAACAAAUGUUCUUGCUUUAUUUAAAUAUAUUAAUCCCCAUCGA